AUGUGUCGUCGCGUCAGCAGCCGCGGACUCCUCACGUGCGGAUCACGCGCCGCAUUAGCCGCCGGGCAAGCUGUGUCGCGGCGAUCGUCGGCGGUGAGGAGUUUUUCCGCGCGGAGGUCCGUGCCCUCGGCCCACUCAGAAUCGAAUGAUAAGCCUAAUUCAAUAAGGGCGAGCCCGGAGGCCGGGGCGGGAUCGCACCCCCCGGCAGGCCAAUGGCCACGGGUGCGCCCCGUCCCAGCUCCGCCAUUGGACGCCCGUUCGCCAUCUCGCUCGCACGGGGGUGCGUGUCACGACACUCGUCUACUUUUCUUUUCGCCGACAGUUCCUUUGUCAUUGAGGAAAAUAAAAAAGUUC
This is a messenger RNA of Iphiclides podalirius (scarce swallowtail), 354 nucleotides long. NCBI's taxonomy places the organism in Eukaryota, Metazoa, Arthropoda, Insecta, Lepidoptera, Papilionidae. The record is from the annotation of a GenBank genome assembly.